Necator americanus (New World hookworm) is the source of this 774-nucleotide messenger RNA. RefSeq lists its product as uncharacterized. The transcript is spliced from 8 exons. The record is from RefSeq and is a predicted model, not a curated record. Bases 1 to 774 code for a protein of 257 amino acids. Gene Ontology annotation, molecular function: copper ion transmembrane transporter activity. Gene Ontology annotation, biological process: copper ion transmembrane transport. Gene Ontology annotation, cellular component: plasma membrane. NCBI's taxonomy places the organism in Eukaryota, Metazoa, Nematoda, Chromadorea, Rhabditida, Ancylostomatidae.
AUGGCAUCGGGAAACAGUGUGCUGACAGAUGUAGACUCAUUUCUACAGGAAAUGGCUAAUUCUUCUGUCUCGCAUUCACUCGACCAUCAUUCGCUGCCAGAACACCAUGAUCAUCACGACCAUUCGAUGCAUAGCAGCCAUGCAACCCACGGCACCCAUGGCGAACAUGAAGGUCACAUGAUGAAAAUGUGGUUCCAUGGCGGUUGUAGUGAAGUGAUUUUAUUUGAUUUUUGGCGUAUAGAUUCUAUAUCAGGACUAGUAUUUUCAUUUAUCGCGAUUUUUGUAAUGGGCGCAAUGUACGAAGGAAUCAAAUGGUUCCGUGUUUAUUUACAAAUGGAUAAUACAAUGGCCAAUUUUGCUGCUCCGAAAGAAAAUGGCAUCAGCCUUCAAAGCGUUGUUCAUGACAAGGCUCCACUUCAUAAUGACGUGGUUCGAAGCAGUUCGAACGAGGAUGUUUACAAUCCAACCACAACACCGCCUAGUCAUGCUAUACGAUCUCAUAAUCGUCAUACGAGCCCAUACUCUGCUUCAAGUCCUUGCUCUUCAAAGCGGCUCAUUCAAGCAGCUCUGUACGUUUUGCAACUUGUACUGGCGUACUGGCUUAUGUUAAUAGUAAUGACCUACAAUACAUGGCUCACAAUAGCCGUUGUCCUUGGGGCAGGAUUUGGACACUGGCUCUUUGCAGUUCUUAAGUUUCGGGAUCCUGCUGGAUUUAUUUGGAUGCAAUUUGAUCCUGAAAGGCAACGAAGCCAACCGAGAUUUCUGCUAUCAUAG